AUGUGGCAGUCGGCGCUAACUCGCACGGGCACUGCGGCGGGGAGCACGCAGGGGUGGGCCCCGGUUGAGGAGACGUGGUGGCGCAGGGAAGGGACGAACGAGGCGCGGGUAGACGCGAGACUAGUGGAGAGGGCGUACGUGGCGAUGAUCUGCGUGCUCUCCCUUACGGGCUGCCACCGCGAGGCGGUCCGCCUCGUCAGGCAAUUCGUCGAUCGGUACCCCCCUAGCCAGAUCAGCAAGCCGAACCCGAAACCAGGGAUAUCAGUUAGAUAA
Molecule: messenger RNA, 273 nt
Organism: Dichomitus squalens LYAD-421 SS1
Lineage: Eukaryota; Fungi; Basidiomycota; Agaricomycetes; Polyporales; Polyporaceae
Exons: 2
Coding region: 1-273 (90 amino acids)
Source: RefSeq, a predicted model, not a curated record